UGCUAGCGCGCGACGGCGUAAGACGUGUGGUGUGUCGGCUCCGUCGAUUUUCGGCUGGAGUCACGGCUCAAUCCUCUGCACCCCAGCAAGACCGACGUCAAUCGACGCAGCAAACCUUCUGGACCACGUGGAUACUAAUGUUCACCAGGUGGGACCACUUUUGAAGAUUUUACGACCGAAUUACACCCGCCUACGUGGGCGACGCCGUUAGGCCAUACGGCGACGCCGACUCCCGGCGGCGUGGAACCGGCCUCCCGAGGUAAAAUGGCGGCUCCCACGUCAUUCCUGAGGGGUUACGAUCCCGACGCCAUGGCCUGGACGACGGUUUCAACAUCAGAAGAUCAAAACUCCGCUCCUAUUCCGACAUUUCGGCACCAAUCUCUCAAUGAAGCGGUCGCGCGUCGCUCGCUCGUUCAAGCCAAGACGGCGGCGUCCAUCGCCGCCCCAGUCUCCGGCACACCGGCCGGCAAGACGCAGCCUCCCGCUUCGCGCGCUGCGGGAAGCAAACGCAAGGUCCUUACCAAAUGGAAGCCUCGGCCAUUUCCAAAACCGGGCCCUGAUGACUUCGUGGUCGUGCUCAAGCCACGCGAGCAUGUGUCGCUGCACCAAGCCUUUUCGGAGAACCGCUACGGUGCCGCCAUUACGGCCUACCUCGGGCCUGAGGUGGCAAGGUCUGUUACGGUUCUGCCGUCCCGUGAACAAAACCUGAUAUUGAUCCACACCCCGAACCCGGCAGCGGCAGAUCGGCUCCUCGGGGACUUCUCAAUCAACACCGACCGUGGGCCGAUUCCGCUCCACGGAUACCUUAGGCAAGACGGAGGCGAUAUCUGCCACGGCGUCAUCGUCGUCAGCAACUCUGACACCACUGAAUCGCUUCGAGAGCAGGUGCAAUGGAGAGCAGGCACCAUUGUCGAGGUGAGGAAAUUCGGCUCCUCUAACAAAGCUCGGGUAACCUUCGCCGGGAGGGAGAAACCGCGUUUUGUGCACUAUGAGAACAUGCUCAUCCCAGUGCAAACCUACUACCGGACAAUCCCGGCCUGCGGCCUGUGUGGGGCUGUCGGCCACCGAGCGGAUGCUUGUCCCAACACGCAGCAGAACACGUGCGGACUCUGCGGGCAACAAGCCCCGCUUGUGGAGGGGGUGCGGGCCCCUCACGAGUGUGUUCCACGGUGCUCUGUUUGUGGCGGUGGACACGCCACAAACUCACGUGAGUGUGCGGCAAAAUUCCGCACACACAAGAUGGCCGCCCCGAAGGGCGGGACAAAGAGGAAAAUGGCGGCCAAGAACAAGAGCCGCCAUCUUGGCCUCCCCGGUGAGUCACCGAGCCGGGAGGACAGCAACACCGAGAAGCCGGCACCGAGAAGCUCUACCGGAGGAGCCGGCAAGCGACCGCCGACGCAGCCGCCACCACACGGCGACACUGGAAAACUGUCGACGUCGCCACCACGAGGCGAGGCCAGGGCCUGGGCCAACGCCGUGAAACACGGAACGCAGGUGAGCGGUACGGGCAGGGCUGCCUCCUCUUCCCCUACCUCCUCCCCCCCUGCGGCACGCAGUGCCGAGCAAGCCAAGAUUGCAGCUCUCGAGGGCCAAAUUGAGAUGCUGCUCAAAAAAAUUACGCUCCUGGAAUCGCAGUCAAAACAGCCUACCACUCCCCCCUCUACCCCCGCAACUGAGGCUAUGGAGAGUGAGCCCGCGGCACCGAAUGCAGCACUGAGCGUGGAAGCUGCACUUGAGGCCCGUCUAGAGGCCCGCAUAGAUGCGCGUUUCAACACCCUAGAAAGUCAAAUUUCCGCGGCAAUCACCUCCGCCAUCGCCAAAAUAACUGAAAGCAUUCCGACAAUCGUCGCACAGCACAUCGCUCAAUCCUCGCGUGGCGUCCGACGAACCGGCGGUCUUAUAAAAGACGUGUCUGGCCGCUGUCCGAAAACGUCGCGACGCACCAUUGAAAUUGAAGUAGAAGACAAUGACAGCUGCUCGCUCUCCGGACUGGAGGAUGCUCCCCUCCCCGCGAGUGCUGGCUCCGGAGCAGCGUCCCUGCAAUCGGUCUUUCCCUUCAAUGACCAUGGCGGACAGCCCUCAAAUUAAGCGUUCUCUCCGUACCAAUUCGGCCACCCCCAUCCAAAUUACCCAAUGGAACUGCCGGGGAUUCCGCUCCCGCGCCAAGCGGGCGGACCUCCGGCUUUUCCUGUCAACAUUCGCUUCACUCCCCGCGGUGGUUGCCCUCCAGGAGCCAGGGAGCGGCGCCACCCUUACAAAUUAUACCACGUUCCAGCAGGACCCCUCUUCCUGUAUCUGCGUGCACAAAAAUUAUACAGCCAACCAGGUUGAUUUGGAACUCAAUACUGAUUAUUCCUAUGUGAUGGUCACCCUUCUUCCGCUUAAGAAACAAAACGCACCAUUACAUAUACUCAACAUCUAUUGUUCUCCCAAGCUCAAAAAUGUAACUUUCGCAGCUCUCUUCAGUCGCGCCCUGAAGGCUGCGGGCAGGGACCCCCUGGUGAUCGUGGGCGAUUUCAACGCUCACAGCACACUCUGGGGGUACAUGCGUGAAGAAAAGCGCGGGCGCAAGCUAGCGGAACUUGCGUCCACGCUGGGCCUGACUCUUCACACCGACCCUGCACAUCCAACGCGGGUGGGUAACUCCGUGACUCGGGACACGUGUCCGGACCUUACCUUCACCAAAAACAUUAGACACGCAGAAUGGGCCAACACCGAGGAAACCCUCGGCAGUGACCACUGCAUACUCAACACAACCGUCAGAAGCAAACCAUUGGCAAGAUCCCACGCCCAAGCCCGCCUACCCGACUGGACCAAGUUCCGGCAAAACUACACUAAUUCGGCCCCUAUCCACGAACAAGGUUACCACGCGUGGUCACAAGAAUUGGUUGCACACCUUCGUUCGGCGGAAACACAAGUUCAACUAUCGGAGGCCACGCCGGAGGUCGACAACCACCUCCUGCACCUAUGGGAGGCGCGGCACAGCCUCGUCCGUAGGUGGCGCCGCCAAAAACACAAUCGGAGGCUCAAAAUUCGCAUCGCCGAGCUCACCCAACGAGCAGCAGAGUACGCGGCCCAGCUCGCCGACUCGAAUUGGGUGGACCGAUGCAACACGGCCGCUAGACAAAUGUCUAGCCGG
Messenger RNA from Dermacentor andersoni, 3139 nucleotides. RefSeq lists its product as uncharacterized. NCBI's taxonomy places the organism in Eukaryota, Metazoa, Arthropoda, Arachnida, Ixodida, Ixodidae. The record is from RefSeq and is a predicted model, not a curated record.